Messenger RNA from Schistocerca nitens (vagrant locust), 2783 nucleotides. RefSeq names its product 1-acylglycerol-3-phosphate O-acyltransferase Pnpla3-like. NCBI's taxonomy places the organism in Eukaryota, Metazoa, Arthropoda, Insecta, Orthoptera, Acrididae. Gene Ontology annotation, biological process: lipid homeostasis; triglyceride catabolic process. The transcript is spliced from 13 exons. Gene Ontology annotation, cellular component: cytoplasm; lipid droplet; membrane. Gene Ontology annotation, molecular function: triacylglycerol lipase activity. Bases 149 to 2128 code for a protein of 659 amino acids. The record is from RefSeq and is a predicted model, not a curated record.
ACAAAAUCAGUAGUACGCGCGUGAGAGACGGUAGUCCCGUGCAAGCAGGCAGCUGGGGACAUACAUACUAGCUUGGCAGCUGGCAUAAUACACAACCCCUGGGUAGACAGCAAACAAGACGCACAGAGUCUUCGUGUUUAGCAGCACCAUGGCUUCGGCUUCGAAAAUGAACUUGUCGUUUGCUGGCUGCGGCUUCCUUGGAAUAUAUCAUAUCGGAGUCGCAGUGUGUUUUAAGAAGUUCGUACCUCACGUGCUGUUGAACAAGAUUUCUGGAGCGUCUGCUGGAGCCAUCGCUGCCUGUGCGCUCCUCUGCGAGUUGCCAAUUGGUGAAAUCACAACAGAUGUUUUACGUGUUGUACAAGAAGCUAGAAAGAAGACACUGGGACCAUUUAACCCAUCCUUUAAUGUCCAGAAUCUUUUGCUUGAAGGCCUCGAUAAGGUACUUCCUGAAGAUGCUCACCUAAGAGUGAAUGGAAAAUUGCAUAUAUCACUGACAAGGGUAUAUGAUAGGAAAAAUGUAAUUGUGUCGCAGUUCAACAGCAAGGAAGACUUAAUGCAGGCUCUACUAGCAAGCAGUUUUGUUCCAGUCUUCUCUGGGCUUCUACCACCUAGGUUCCACGGUAUUCGGUACAUGGAUGGUGGUUUUAGUGACAAUCUUCCAACUUUAGAUGAGGACACAGUUACUGUUAGCCCUUUCUGUGGCGAAUCUGACAUAUGUCCACGUGAUACUUCGUCACAGCUUUUCCAUAUAAACCUUGCCAACACCAGUAUUGAACUUUCACGUCAAAACGUAUAUAGAUUUACAAGGAUUCUUUUCCCUCCUAAAACUGAGACUUUAGCAAAAAUGUGCCAUCAAGGAUUUGAUGAUGCAAUGGCAUUCUUGGCAAGAAGAAAUAUGAUAAACUGUAACCGCUGUUUAACUAUCCAUGCGUCAUAUGAGAUUAAAGAUCCUCUCAAUUUCAGCACAGAGUCAGAAUCAAAUUGUGAAGAGUGCAUUGCACACCAAAGGGCUGCAAAAAUUGCUAAGUUACCAGAAGCUGUUGUCUCAAUUUUUCAAGAUGCAAUAGCUUCAACUAAUAAUGGUUUCACUAACUGGAUUUUCCAAUACAAAGGAAUGAAGCUGUUAUCAAUAUUGAGUUUGCCAUAUGUACUGCCAGUAGACAUCAUGUAUGCCACAUUCACAAAUGUGAUCGGCAACAAAUUGGAGAAGCGUUCCCAUCAAAUGCGUGUAGUUGGAAACGCAAUCAUUCAGCCAGAAUUGCAUGUAUGUGGCUAUAAUGGUGUAAUUCCGUCACAUGCCCACUCACUAUUGGAAGCUGACAGGUUCGUGGCUGCAGCACCACACAUUGGUAAUAACUUAUGGAAUAUCAGCAAAUUUCUGAUUCAGCAGGUGUCAGAACUCUUUGAAAACAUUAGUAAAACACAAAAAUUAGCAGCAUCAAUAAACUGCCAACUUGCAAUCACAAACUUUGGAGGCUCUAAAUAUGACAUUGACACUGGAGUUGAUGCUCCCUUGAAGUCAAAAAUGAAUUUAAACUUCACACUGAAUAUGGCAAGCAGGGAACGAAAGAAUAUAGUCAGAGCUAUAGAACAAAGGAGAUGUAGUUCGGCUACGAGUGAGAUGCCACUUGAUGAUGACACUUUUGAGCAGAUACUUAGAGUGACAUCCGAGCAUGAAACAGUCAUAGGAUUUUAUUACCAAGACAAAAAUAACAGGGUAACAAUGACUGAAAUAUAUGAUGUGACUGAUGUUGAUUUACCUGGAGCACUGUCACCUGAAGAGCAGGAGAACAACACUUAUCUGCAAUUUGAUGAAGACUUUGAUGACCCUACCUCAAGUACAUGGCCAUCUCAGCUUGCUCUUAAUGGGCCAUACUCUCCCUAUAACAACAGCAUGGCUAGUAUUUCUGAUUUAUCACUGGAUGAUGCUGACCAUAUUGCUGCAGAAUCAGCCAAUGUGUUUUCGGAUCCAGAAAGUGAGUGGAACGGUAUGCACAGUAAUGGCUCAUUCUAUGCCGACACAUCACCAGACAAUGGUGAACAGUCAUUACCAGAGUCGGAGCAACAGACACCAGAAACUGAGAGACUAUUGACAAGGAAACCAUCCUAUUUGGUGUUGACAGAUUAAAUGAGUCCACAAAUAAUGUAAAAUGACUGAUGUACUGCACAACACUCAAAAUGUACUGUUGUGAAUUACACCGUGAAGAUAUUCUGCCAAUUCAAAGUAGAAUUUCUAUUAAAAACAGUGUAUUUUUAAAUAUUAAACUGUUCAGUGGAGUCAUUGCAUAAUGACAAUAAACCUUGCUGCAAGGACCUGAUAUUUACAUGCCAGUGUUCUUAGCAAUGAGUCAGUUGAACAGUUAUUCAUUAAUUAGACUCCUAAAUCAGCAGUACUACAUUGUGUCAUGUAACUGGUCAGGAAGUUAAGUACACCAACUAUCAAGUGACCUUUCUCUGUUGUGAAAUGUACAGUCCUUCAAAAAGAUAGAGAAAGCAAGUUUUGAGAACAUUGUAAAAGCGUACUUACUAAGUGGAAGAGUUAUUUAUUAUUUAAUUUAUUUAUUUAUAAAUAAAGUUAUCAUUAAUAUGCGAAUUUUGUAAAAAUGUUUGUAAAUAGAAUCAAAGCCUCCCAAUACCGUAGAAAUGUAAAUUAAUUUUGCCUAUAAUCUGCUUUUAUGAAUGUCUCAAUGUUAAAACACCUAGAAAAAUGCUUUCAAUGUAAAUUUUAUUAUAAUGACAUAACUGUGGACAUUCUUCUUCAUAUUAUUGUUAUUUUUAUUAUU